GGUCUCAAGUGACCCCUGGGAAACUCCGGUGUCCGGGACGGAGCCGAGCGCCUACAUGAAAGGAGGGACCUGGGUGGAAGUCCGCCCCUACCUGAGCCGGGAACUCCAGCUGCAGGCUCCGCAGCCCUUCCCCAGCGUGCUGGCUGGCUUGGCCGCGUCUACGCACGACCCGCGAGGAUCCGGAUGGCCGUGAGGUGGACCUGGGCAGGCAAGAGCUGCCUGCUGCUGGCGCUUUUAACACUGGCUUACAUCCUGGUGGAGCUCUCAGUCUCCACUUUGUAUGCCUCCCCAGGAGCCGGCCAGGCCAGGGAGCUGGGGCCAAGGCGGCUCUCAGACCUUGAGACCAGGGAAGAGGAUUUGUCUCAGCCUCUUUACUUAAAGCCCCCUGCAGAUUCCCAUGCUCUUGGGGAAUGGGGGAGAGCAAGCAAACUCCAGCUCAGCGAGGGUGAACUGAAGCAGCAAGAGGAACUCAUUGAGAGAUAUGCCAUCAAUAUUUACGUCAGUGACAAGAUCUCCCUGCACCGCCACAUAGAGGAUAAAAGAAUGCCUGAGUGUAAAGCCAAGAAGUUCCACUACAGGUCGCUUCCCACCACCUCCGUUGUCAUCGCCUUCUAUAAUGAAGCCUGGUCCACUCUGCUUCGAACCAUUCACAGCGUUUUAGAAACGUCUCCUGCGGUGCUUUUGAAGGAGAUCAUCUUGGUCGAUGACUUGAGUGAUAGAGUUUAUUUGAAGGGACAGCUUGAAACUUACAUCAGCAAUCUCGAGAGAGUUCGCUUGAUUAGAACCAAUAAGAGAGAGGGGCUGGUCCGAGCCCGCCUCAUUGGGGCCACUUUCGCUACCGGGGAUGUCCUCACGUUCCUGGACUGCCACUGUGAGUGUAACACUGGCUGGUUGGAACCCCUUUUAGAAAGGAUUAGUACAGAUGAAACGGCAAUUGUAUGCCCUGUUAUUGAUACAAUCGAUUGGAAUACUUUCGAAUUCUACAUGCAGACUGGGGAGCCCAUGAUUGGUGGGUUUGAUUGGCGGUUAACAUUCCAGUGGCAUUCUGUCCCCAAACAUGAAAGGGACAGGCGGACAUCAAGAAUUGACCCCAUCCGGUCACCCACCAUGGCAGGGGGACUGUUUGCUGUCAGCAAGAAGUAUUUUCAGUACCUGGGAACAUACGACACCGGGAUGGAAGUCUGGGGAGGGGAAAACCUUGAGCUGUCUUUCAGGGUUUGGCAAUGUGGUGGCAAACUGGAGAUCCACCCAUGUUCUCACGUGGGCCAUGUGUUCCCCAAGCGGGCGCCAUACGCGCGCCCCAAUUUCCUACAGAAUACUGCCAGGGCAGCCGAAGUCUGGAUGGAUGAAUACAAAGAACACUUCUAUAACCGGAACCCUCCAGCUCGGAAAGAGGCCUACGGUGAUAUUUCUGAAAGAAAGUUACUGAGGGAGCGGUUGAAAUGCAAGAGCUUCGACUGGUAUUUGAAAAACGUGUUUUCUAACUUACACGUCCCUGAGGAUAGACCUGGCUGGCACGGGGCUAUUCGCAGUAUGGGCAUCUCUUCCGAGUGCUUAGAUUAUAAUGCGCCUGACAACAACCCCACGGGUGCUAACCUUUCCUUGUUUGGCUGCCACGGUCAAGGAGGCAAUCAGUUUUUUGAGUACACUUCCAACAAAGAAAUCAGAUUUAAUUCUGUGACCGAGUUAUGUGCGGAGGUCCCCGAACAAAAGAAUCACGUAGGGAUGCAGAACUGUCCCAAAGAUGGUCUCCCCACUCCAGUAAACAUCAUCUGGCAUUUUAAAGAAGACGGAACUAUUUUUCACCCUCACACAGGACUGUGUCUUAGUGCUUUCCGGACAGCUGAAGGCCGACCCAGUGUACAGAUGAAAACUUGUAAUGCCCUUGAUAAAAAUCAGCUCUGGAGUUUUGAGAGAUAGAUGAGCAGGACGGCAUCUUCUUUGGGGGAGCUGACAGUAGCUUCUGGAAAGUCAAAAGUGCCCAGUGAUGAUUGCAUUUUUCCCAGAAGUCACCCAGCAGCUUGGCCGAGAGAACACUGGAAAGCCACGGUUCUUCUGGGGAUAUCACUCUGAAACUGGUGCACUGCUCAGUAUCUUAAAGUGCCUUCUUUCUUCGCGGGCUGUUUUAUUUAAAAGCUUUGUCCAUGUGGUCCCCUCCUUCUUUUUAAAGAAGCUGCUGUGAAUUGAGAUGCACAAAACCCUUAAGUGUGGGCUGUGGGUGUAGCUCAGCAGCAUAGGCAAGACCCUGUGUCUGAUCCACAGCACCACGAAAUACACACUUAAGUUCAAGACUUAAUACUAAAGAAUGUAAAAGUCCAAGCAAAAUGGGGUAUGAUCAUGCUAAUUGGUAAAUUCACUGCCUGUCCUUUUCUUUUUAUCAAAACUUGUGAAUGUGUAACUAGAACUAUUACUAUUUUGAUUUUGUAGGAUUUGAAUUUCUUUUAGGCAGCACAUUAAAUUUGAGGUUUUUAAAAACUAAUUUGUCUUUGAUCAAGUAGAAGUUGGGCGAAUUUGAUCUUGAGGAAAAGGCCUGGUGUCGAUAUAUGUUUUUCAUUGGCAGAGGGUAUUAGUCUGCAUGCAAGUUUGGAAUGCAAGUCUGCUCAGAAACCUUGACUCAGGCCAAAAUGAAAUGGUGAGACAUUGACAUUCCGUUCUUUGUACACGUGAGCUAUUGGACUGAACUGACCUAUAUAUCAAUACCUCACAUCACUCUGACUCUGUAAGCUGUCCUCUCCGUGAACUUGUUUGUGAGUAUAGGGCAUUUUCUGAUUGCACUUCCUUAAGGUUUGAAUGUACUAGAACGGGACUCAGAAUACUGCGCCUCCCUUUGUUAAAUGCCUAAUCAUUUCAAGUAAACACCAUUGAGACCUCUGAAGCUAACCCCCAGUGUGUUUACUGAAAUGUGUGAACCUGAAAGUGGGCCCAGUUCUGCAAAGAGUGUUCAGCUCCUCAUGAGUUCUUGCCCACCUGGAAAUUUGGACGAUGUAUCUUAAGACUGCGAGGGGGGAAAGCCUGCACUGGUAGGUGGUGAUGGCUGCCUUCAAGCUCAUUGCCAACACCUGGCAGCCUGGGAGCUCUCACGGUGGGUGAACAACUGGCUCAGCGGAAGGAUGACCUCGGCUGAGUGCCUUAUCUUGCUUGGGCCUCAGUUUCCCCAUGGAUUGGUUCUUGAGGAUCCCUUUCGAUCUGAAAGAUCAGUUGUACAUCCUCCUGUCCCCUGCGCAUCCACUGUCACUUCUAGGGACUCUUUUGUGUCCUUACUUUGAACAUAGGUAGUGCUGAGCAGCUGAGGAAUGUUCAGUGCUGAAGACAGAGAAGCCAGUUUUAAACUUCCGGGAGCUGAACUCACCUGAAGUGGUGUGUCUCUCCGUGGAUGUUAUUAUAGUCAGUUGUAUAGUCAUUUUAUUUUGACAGUUGUUGAACUGAUUGUGUCUUUUAAAAGUUUUAAACUUUCAAAGUAAUUCUUUGACUAAGCGUAUAAAUAUUUCCCAAACUAAAUUAUUUCAGAAGUAAAAACAUUUUAAGACAUUUACUGGUUCCCUACUAACAUUUUAUUCAGAAAUCACAGGGUAAAUUUGGGAGUGAGUCUCAGCUUCUUGACUGUGGUAUGAAAAAUGUGUUGCUCUGCAGAGAACCAGUCCUCAGGAAUUCACAAGAAAAUUGUUUUCACUGUUCACUUGACAGCUUGGAUGGAGAGAGGGAACUUUGUAAACCCUGAAUUUAAGUAACUUGUUUCGGGUGACCAUUUCAAAACAUUAAAGCUUGUGUGUACGUGUGA
Peromyscus eremicus (cactus mouse) is the source of this 3778-nucleotide messenger RNA. RefSeq names its product polypeptide N-acetylgalactosaminyltransferase 4 (gene Galnt4). Lineage: Eukaryota; Metazoa; Chordata; Mammalia; Rodentia; Cricetidae. The transcript has a single exon. Bases 184 to 1920 code for a protein of 578 amino acids. Gene Ontology annotation, cellular component: Golgi apparatus. The record is from RefSeq and is a predicted model, not a curated record.